This is a messenger RNA of Phalacrocorax carbo (great cormorant), 778 nucleotides long. Lineage: Eukaryota; Metazoa; Chordata; Aves; Suliformes; Phalacrocoracidae. The record is from RefSeq and is a predicted model, not a curated record.
AUGGUGGUGGUGGUGCUGCCGCCGCCGCGCCUGGCGCUCAGCGGUGCUCGAGCCCCGCCGCCGCGGAUACGCCGGGCCGGGAAGGAGGAAGAUGAAGAGGAGGAUGAGGCAGGCGAGCUGCUCCGCCGCGACGUGAAGGAGAGCAAGCGGACGGAUCGGAACGCGCUGCGACCGGGCUCCCGCAAGCGAGGGAGGAUUCAGGCAGCAAAACCAUUAGUGGACACAAGUACCCCUGCAAUAUACAGCCACCUUCAUGUGAAGUUAGAGAAGCUGAAGUUGCAGGAAGACCGGCUUUCCAUCAUUGAAAGAGACAACUGUUUGCUGCUGGAGAUGUCAUCCUGCAUCAUGAGAACAAAGGGAAGAAUCGACAACAAAAAUGACUAUAAGGCCAAAAGGUAACAUCAGCAGCACUAUUUCUAUGUAGUUAUCAAGUUACCUUCCCAGUGACAAACAUAGCUGAGGAUAAACUGCUCUGUGAGGGCAUGUAUUUUAAAAGGCAGCCUAAGGUAUAAUCAGCACUUCAGAAAGCCACUUGCUUGCCCUGUCACAUGAAAUCCAAUGCCAGGUCAUUUUCAUCCUACCCUCUGUUGAAGAGAAGAUGGCUUUAAAUUAGUUUUUCAGUUUAAUAACUGAGGGAAUUUAAAAAAAAAAAAAAAAAGAGAGAGAGAGAACAUUGCCCUACUUUAAGGAAAUAAAUGAAGCAAACCUAUUAUGUCUCAGCAAAGCUGUUGUUCCUGCUAAGUGAGUCAUUGCUGCUGACUCUGCCAGUUGUUCCUAC